UACAUUUCACGUGUUGUUGUGUACAUGCUGGUGUUGUUGUUACUGGUUGGUAUGCUAACUAGACAUUCAGCAAUACUAUCGGAAUAACAUUAUUUCACAGUGUCUCGCUCCUGUUUCUGUAUAAACCGCGGAAGUGCAUUUGUAAAAUGAAAGUGGUCGCGUUGAUAAGCGGGGGCAAAGACAGCUGCUACAACAUGAUGCAGUGUGUUGAUGCAGGACACAGGAUCGUCGCUCUGGCCAACCUGCACCCAGCCAACACAGAUGAGCUGGACAGCUACAUGUACCAGACGGUCGGUCACCAGGCCAUAGAUCUGUACGCGGAGGCCAUGGAGCUGCCCCUGUACAGACGCACCAUCCAGGGGGCCAGCCUGAACACGGCCAGGGACUACAGGGAGACGGAGGGGGACGAGGUGGAGGACCUCUAUCACCUGCUGCUCACGGUCAAGGAAAAGGAGGGAGCGGAGGCCGUGUCUGUGGGAGCCAUUCUGUCGGACUAUCAGAGGGUCCGAGUGGAACAUGUGUGCGUGCGUCUGGGCCUGCAGCCCCUGGCCUUCCUCUGGCGCCGCGACCAGGAGACGCUGCUCUCCGACAUGAUAUCAGCUGACCUCCACGCCCUCCUCAUCAAAGUGGCCGCUUUAGGCCUGGAUCCUGAGAAGCACUUAGGCCAACCCCUGGCUGCCAUGGAGCCCUAUCUGAAACAGCUCCACAGGAAGUACGGCAUUCACGUGUGUGGGGAGGGUGGCGAAUACGAAACCUUCACCCUCGACUGCCCGCUCUUCAAGAAAAGAAUCGUUAUUGAUGCCAUGGAGACGGUGAUCCACUCCGCCGACGCCUUCGCCCCGGUCGGCUACCUCCGCUUCACCAGGAUGCACACGGAGGACAAGGACGACGCUCGGGUGGCAGGGGCUCGCCCCCUUCCUCCUUGUCCUUGCCAGAGUGCCAUCGACAACAUGACAGAGGAGGCAGAAUAUGCUGAUCAAGCCCAAGACAUCCAGCUAGAAUUUACAUCAAACGGCGACCUUAGUUGUCAGUCGGGCCGUGGUCCCCCCCCCUCCUGCUCCCCCAGGACAUCCAGAGGGUACCAGUGGGUCUCGGGGAUCUCAGGGGCUCACAGCCCAGACCCUGGAAUCCACAACCAGACCAUGGCUGCCUUUACACUGCUACAAGGUGAGCUGGAGACGAGAGGUUGGCAGAUGAAGCACAUUGUCCUGGUCCACCUGUACGUGAGGAGCAUGGAGGACUUCAGCGCCGUCAACGCCGUCUACAGGACGCACUUCGGUCCCAACCCUCCAGCCAGGGUGUGCGUGCAGGCCCCUCUGCCCCCUGGCCAGCUCCUCCAGGUGGACUGUCUGCUGCAGGCCUGGCCCCAGCCGGCCCCUGGGGAGGAGGAGGAGGAGGAGAAGGAGGAGGAGGAAUCCUUCCACCAGAGAGAGGCCCUGCAUGUCCAGAGCCUGUCCCACUGGGCCCCCGCCAACAUCGGGCCCUACAGCCAGGCCCUCAGGGUGGACGAGGCUGUGUUCUGUGCCGGCCAGAUCGCCCUGGUCCCCUGCUCCAUGCAGCUGGUAAAGGCCGGCGUCGGGCCCCAGGCCCGGCUCUCCUUCAGCCACGUGGAGAAGGUUCUGGAAGCGGUGGUGAGCGGCCUGACGCUGGGUCACGUCCUCCAGGCCCACUGCUACGCCACGCGGAGCCGGGACGUCGCCGCCAUCAGGGAGGUCUGGGAGAGCAUGCUGAGGACAGCAGCAGGCCACGAGGACCUAUCUGGGAAGCCAGAGGUCCAGCGUGCCCCUUUCGUGGUCGCCGUGGUGCCCGCCUUGCCAAGGGGCGCAGCCGUCGAGCUCCACGUCACCGCCGUCCGCGACGCCUCCGAGGAACGGACUUCCUGUCACAUGACCACGGCGUUGGCAUGCGGUUCCAUAGAGUGUCGGGGCCUGGUGUCCAGCAGCAGCCUGUGUGGCACCCUCUCCCUGGCCCUGUCGGUGCCCGGCACAGCCGCGCCCGCAGAUACGGAGGAAGAGAUUCUCCGGGCGCUGUGUGCCACCCUCCAGAGGGCCAGGCACAAGAUGGCCGCUGGGCUAACUCCGCUGUGUGCCAGGGUGUUCUACAAGUGUGCCCACUCCCUGGCUGGACGCCUAGUCGCAGGCCUGGAGGAAUGUUUGAGGAUGACCCUAGACCAGUCCAGUCCAUCUGUAGCGCUGGUUCCAGUUCUGGACCUGCCCGACUCCCUGAUCCUCCACCUGUCCUGCUGGCUCAGUGUUUAGACUCAGCGAGAGAGAGAGAGACCAUCCACACAGAGAGACUGUUGAACGGUUCUGGGCCUCAGCAACAGUAGGAGAGACCACAACGAGAGACCUCUUUAGACCGUGAAGAUGACCGAUUGUGUAGAGUUGUUCAAAUGAGUGUGUGGAUGUGAACACCAUUGUGCACACUUGAAUAGCAAAGAUAAAAAUCUUGAUCUUGAAGCCUUCGUCUUAAACAAUCUGUCUGUGUGCGUGUGAGUCUGCAUGUGUGAGGGUGUGUGCAUGUGAGCGUGUGAGCGUGUGUGCGUUUCUGCCCGCGCGUGUGGAUGUGUAAGCGUAGUAUGUCUAUGGAAGUGGCCAACACCAUAGCCUCUAAUCCACUGUAUCCGUCCCCUAAGCUCAGAGCAGCUGUCACACAAGCAGCCACAGAGGAGACAGGCCUGCCGAGCAUACCAGAGGACAGGAGCCCACAGUAACCCAGAGAGAGGGAGAGGGAGAGAGAGAGAGCGAGAGAGAGAGGGAGAGGGCGAGAGAGAGAGAGAGAGAAUGAGAGA
Molecule: messenger RNA, 2791 nt
Organism: Hypomesus transpacificus
Lineage: Eukaryota; Metazoa; Chordata; Actinopteri; Osmeriformes; Osmeridae
Gene: dph6
Product: diphthamine biosynthesis 6
Exons: 15
Coding region: 147-2258 (703 amino acids)
Biological process (GO): protein histidyl modification to diphthamide
Molecular function (GO): diphthine-ammonia ligase activity
Source: RefSeq, a predicted model, not a curated record